AUGACUAAUUUGAAAUUAUUUUAGCUUACUGCCUAUCAGAAUGCCAUCAUAGUAUCAAAUAUCCCUAUCAAUAGAUUAAAUCAGAUUUACCCUAUUUAACCACCCAGCUAAAAUUUCACAGAACUUCAUAAAUUAUAGAAGAAAGUCCUAAACAUCAGGAGCAGGAAGGCAAGAUCAAAGGCGACAGAAGAUGCUCCUACAUUUUGGGAGUCUUCAAGACAUAUAAUAAAUCAUUCAUAGUGCUUGUUGAAGAGUGCACAAAAGUUGCGACAAUCCAGGAACAAAUUAUUUAUCACAUCGAUUAAGUAUCCUACAUUGCAAUUGAAGUAAAAAACACAUUUAAUUAGAGGACAAUAAUCCUAAUAACAAUAAGGAUAUCAUGGAAAGCUUGGGCAAUCAAAAGAAACUACUCUAAUCAGGAUUCUAUUUCUCACUCCACGGAGAUAUCACCCUUGCAAGGCAUUUCCAAAAGUAUGAGAAUAGUUUUGUUUGGAAUAACAAACUCCUUAGCUCUUUAAGAGAAAAUAAGAUCUCUUCUAGUUGGCAAUUACCUAUGAUAUAAGGAUACGUCGAAUAAAUAGAUUCCUUCAUAGAUAAUAAACCAGUUACCGUGACCUUAAUUUCCAGAAGAAGUAGAUUUAUGGGAGGGACUCGCUACUACUCAAGGGGAGUCAACGAUGAUGGACAUGUGGCUAAUUUCGUUGAGACUGAAUAAAUACUCAUCCAAGGUUAAAUCUUAAUAAGUUUUGUUGCCAUACGAGGGUCAGUGCCAUUAUUUUGGAAUUAAGACAGUGUUUCUAAUAUAAAACUAACUAGAUCAAAAGAAUUGACAUAAGCUGCCUUUGUUAAACAUUUUAACCUCCUCAGAAGAUAUGGCAAGAUAUUUUGCAUUAAUUUAAUGUAAAAUAGUAGAUAAAUAGAAUAACUCUUAACAGAUAAUUUUUAUUAUCAGUUUCAGACUGCUCAAUUAGAUCAUGUUAAUUAUCAAUACCUUGAUUUUCAUUCCUUAGUCAAAAAUGGUAAGUCUACUGGAGUCAAUUCCUACAUUUACUAAUACGAAUAAACAUUAGAUAAAUUUUAAUGUUAUAUUGAAAAAGAUAAAAAAAUGAUAACAAAAUAAAAUGGAGUUUUUAGAAUAAAUUGCUUGGAUUGCUUGGACAGAACUAAUUUAUUUAUGAGUAAACUCUGUCUUUAUAGUUUGGAUAGAUCUUUAAAAAUUUUAAAUCUUUAAUUAUCAAGUAAUCCUGAUGUCCUCAAUUAUUUUGAUGAAAACAAUAAAAAAUUAUUACAUGAUCUAAUCAUCAAAUAUAAGAUCAUGUGGGCUAAUAAUGGAGACAUGCUAAGUUUCAUCUACUCAGGAUCAGGUAGUACUGUCUCAGAGAUGGCAAGAGAAGGUAAGAGAGGAUUUAUGGGAAUGCUCAAAGAUGGAUAUAAUAAUAUUGAGAGAUUUUAUAAUCGUUAAUUUGAGGAUGAUACCAAAUAAAACACAAUUAAUUAAUUAUUGCAUGGCUCAACAUCCAAAACUCAUUUUGAUAAUUGGAUUACUGAGCAAGAAAAGCACUUUUGUACCCAGAGUGAAGCUUCAAUAUUAUUAACUACAUGGAAUGUUGGUGGAAAUAAUCCUGUUACAACUAAUUUUUCUUAAAAUAUACUAAAUUUUUAGGAACAACCUAAUCCAGAUAUAAUUGUUUUUGGUUUGUAAGAGAUUGUUGAUUUGAAUCCAUAAAACAUAGUCAUUAUGAGCAAUGAAAAAACACUGUAGCUUUGGGAUUAGUUGUUUCAAUCCAACCUCUCAAAAAUUGAACCUUAUACUAAAAUAGGAGAAUCUGAUUUAGUGGGUUUAUAUAUGGCCAUAUAUGUGAAAACAUCCUAAAUUUCAAGAGUAACAUAAAUUGAUACAGAUGUGGUUAAAACAGGUUUGGGUGGGACCUUGGGAAAUAAAGGAGGCGUUUCAGUGAAAUUUAAAUUUGAUGAUUCUCAAGUAAAUUUGAUUCAUGCAAUUAUUUUAGUUAGGGUUUACUUGUUGUCAUCUUACAUCUGGAAAUAAAUAAUGCCAAUAAAGAUUAUAAGACAUUGAUGAGAUUCACCAGAGGGCAUUCCAAAAUUCUAAGUCUAAAGCUACUUUAAACGAUCUUGAUUAUUCAUUUUUUUUUGGUGAUAUGAAUUUUAGAAUUGACUUACCAUAUCAAGAAGUUAUUGAGUAAAUCAAACAUUAUCAAUAGCUUGUUUCAUAAGAUCAGAAUAAUCCUAAUGCAAAAGCAAAGCUAGCAUACUUAUUGAAUUAAGAUCAAUUGGGAAAAAAUAAAAAUAGGAAUUAAUAUCUUCAAAACUAUUAGGAGGGUAGCAUUUUCUUUUUACCAACAUAUAAAUAUGAUAAAAAUUGUUAAAUAUAUGAUACUUCUAAGAAAUAACGAACCCCUUCUUGGUGUGAUCGAAUUUUAGUCAGCUGUAAAGAGGAGUUGAUUUGUUAGCAACGAUUUUAUAAAAGAAAUGAAUGCUUAGAUAGUGAUCAUAGACCUGUAUCUGGUUAUUAUGUUAUAGAAAUCAAGAAAAUCGAUAAAGAAAAGCUUGACUUAGUUAAAGCUUAAUAUUGUUUGUCAAAAAUGUAGAAUUUUAAACAUCAUUAACCUAAUUAAGAAGUUCCGAAAUAACAUUCUUCAAUCGUGUAAUUUCAAAGAUAACAAUAACCUUUAUAAACUGAUGACUAUUAAGACUUCUUUAAGGAUAAUUAAAAUAUAUAAUACUAAAAUUAAAAAUCAUAAUCUAGUAUAAAUGUUACGUAAUCGUAAUCAUUUAUUUCAUAAUAAUAAUCAUAAUAAUCUUCAUUAUAAUACUAAUAAUAAACAUAAUAAUCUUAAUAGUAAUACUAAUAAUAAUUGUAAUAUUCUUAAUAGUAAUAAUAAUUAGCUUAAUAGUAAUAGUAAUACUAGUAGCAAUCAUAAUAGUAAUACUAAUAAUAAUAAUUAUCACAAUAGUAAUAACAAUAAUAUUAAUAAUCAUAAUAAUAAAGAUAACCUAUUUAAUAUAUGUAAUAAAAUAUAUAAUAAAUUCAAUAACCCUAAACUUUACCAUUAGAUUUAAUAAAUAUGGAUGAUAAAUAAUAAUAAUAUUAUUAAUAACCUUAAGUGUUACAAUAAUAUGCUGUAUAAUAGAUGUAAUAGCAAUAACGAUCAGAAAUUUCUACGUAAUCAUAAUAAAAAACAAAUUAAUAUCCAAAACAACCUGAUUUAUUAUGA
This is a messenger RNA of Paramecium octaurelia, 3236 nucleotides long. The record is from the annotation of a GenBank genome assembly. Lineage: Eukaryota; Ciliophora; Oligohymenophorea; Peniculida; Parameciidae.